Molecule: messenger RNA, 1485 nt
Organism: Acipenser ruthenus (sterlet)
Lineage: Eukaryota; Metazoa; Chordata; Actinopteri; Acipenseriformes; Acipenseridae
Product: thymocyte nuclear protein 1-like
Exons: 8
Coding region: 237-971 (244 amino acids)
Cellular component (GO): nucleus
Source: RefSeq, a predicted model, not a curated record
CAGUACAACCAACCUUGUUAACAAAAAAAAAAGGUUCUCUGUCUUGUGACGGUAGUGGGAGUGAUCACAUGACAACCUCAUCCCAGACGCAAUAAUCAACGACAGCGCUGUUAAGGAAUGGAUUUUUAAAAAGACUUUUAACGUAUUUAGUCUGCAAGGUAACCGCGGUAUCAGUGAAGUGACUGGCAUCUUGGAGUUAAACACAAUAUAUUUCACUUCUCAGAUUUCCGUGGAGGAUGCCACCAAAAAGAAAGAGAGUAGAGAGAUCAGCGAAAUUAAAUACCGAACAGGAAGAGCCAGCUGCCAAACCAGCCAAGAAGGAGCCACUACCAGAUGACUCCCCUGAAGAUGCUGCUAAGGAGACUUCCUUAAGAAGCAGGAAGAAGCCAGCAGCAAAGACCUCUGGGAAGGAGACGGACAAGAGUAAAGCAGCCCCGGGUGAUAAAGUGCUCCACAGCUACUGGCUGAUGAAGUCAGAACCUGAAAGCCGCAUUGAAAACGGCGUCGAUGUCAAGUUUGGAAUUGAGGAUCUGAAGGCUCAGCCCAAGCAGACUGGGUGCUGGGAUGGAGUUCGGAACUACCAGGCUCGCAACUUCAUGAGGGAUAUGAAGGUGGGGCAGCUGGCUUUCUUCUACCACAGCAACUGCAAAGAGCCCGGGAUAGCUGGACUCAUGAAGAUUGUCAGGGAUGCCUAUGUGGACCACACUCAGUUCGACAAGAAUGACGUUCACUACGAUCGGUCCAGCAAGGAAGACAACCCCAAGUGGUCCAUGGUGGACGUGCAGUUCGUCAGGAUGAUGGAACGUUUCAUCCCUCUGGCUGAGCUGAAGAAAUACCACCAUGAACACAAGAGCAAAGGGGGACCCCUGAAACACAUGGCUCUGUUCACCCGGGCUCGGCUCUCCGUGCAGCCGCUCACCAAAGAUGAGUUUGAUUUUGUCCUGAGUCUGGAAGAUAAAAAGCCACUUUAAACCCUGUGUUGAAUGCCAUUCUCGUAACCGCAGGAGCCCGAGCUGAAGAUGAAGACAGCAUUGUUUUUAAUGGAGUUAAUGUGAUCCCAGUCCAGUAGAUUCUUGUUAAUCUGAGCCAUGCCAGAAUGCAACAUGUGCAAAAACUGCUGUAGAAACUGAAUCACCACACAGGUACAUUUAAAUAUUACUGCAAAAGUGUGACCUGCAGGUGCACAGUGCAGCCCAGGUGACCAUUUGAAUUUAACAGAAAUCACUGAUCUGAAUAAGGACCAGUCCCACAUUUCAGUCUAGUGUGUGACAGAUCUGUAAUGUAUGUGAAGUAUAGAGGUUCGGCUCCCAAGACUGCUGUAGCACAUACACUGUAAACUUGUCUCAAAUGCGACAGUAAAGGCUAUGUUAAGCUAUCCAGUCCAAAUUUUCAGAUACCUUUUUUUCUUGCCUGUUUCUGUUUUGCGUGUUUGUGUUUCAGGUGUUUUUUUAAACCCAUUCAUUCAAAUAUAAAGACGUACUCCAA